Molecule: messenger RNA, 1568 nt
Organism: Oncorhynchus kisutch (coho salmon)
Lineage: Eukaryota; Metazoa; Chordata; Actinopteri; Salmoniformes; Salmonidae
Exons: 5
Coding region: 21-968 (315 amino acids)
Source: RefSeq, a predicted model, not a curated record
CAACAGAACCUACAACAACCAUGACUUUUAUCACCAUCUUCAUCUGGACACUUGUUUUCUGCUUUCAAGAAUCCAGAGGACAGUACAUUGUGACACAGACUCCGGGAGUGAAAGCUGUUGUCCCAGAACAGACAGUCUCUCUGAACUGUAAAACCAGCAGUAAUGUUUACAACAAUGACUUUUUAGCCUGGUACCAACAGAAACCUGGAGGAGCUCCUCAACUCCUUAUUUACCGUGCUACAACACUUCAGUCUGGGACUCCAUCUAGAUUCAGUGGCAAACAGUCAGCCUUCCUCAAGGUCUUGGUGACUGGAGUCUGGGAUUUCUGCUGGGCUUCACAGGUCACCUCUCCUGCCUUGGUCCACUCCUGGGCAGUGAGAGUCAGGGUGCUGCUCCAGCUGUAUAGACCGUUCUUCUCCAGUACCCCGGGACUGGUCUUCUGGUUCUUGCUGGCCCCAUCCACUUUCCAGCUCAAGGUCCAGUCUGAGGGGAAGCCCUUGUUGGCCAGACACAUCAGUGUGGCUGUUGUUGUACUGGACAGCUCCUCACUAGAGGGGGUGAGAGCUGUUCUUCAUGAGACAACAGAACCCACAACAACCAUGACUUUUAUCACCAUCUUCAUCUGGACGCUUGCCUUCUGCUUUGAAGAAUCCAGAGGACAGUACACUGUGAUUCAGACUCCUACAGUGAAAGCUGUUCUGCCAAGACAGACAGUCACUCUUGACUGUAAAACCAGCAGUGAUGUUCACGGUGGUUACUAUCUAGCCUGGUACCACCAGAAACCUGGAGGAGCUCCUAAACUCCUUAUUUACUCUGCUACAACACUUCAGUCUGGGACUCCACCUAGAUUCAGUGGCAGUGGAUCUGGGAGUGACUUCACUCUGACCAUCAAUGGAGUCCAGGCUGAAGAUGCAGGAGAUUACUACUGUCAGAGUUACCACAGCAGUGGUAAUGUGUUCACACAGUGAUACAGAGUCGUACAAAAACCUCCCUCAGUCAGCUGCACAGUGACAGUACUGCUACAGCUGGGACCUACUGCAGGAAGAGACAGUGACAUGGAACACUGAGCAGGUCAACUUUGAAAAUGGUUAGAACGCAUGAUACAAAUCACACGUUCUCCAACGUCCUCAUUAUCGUCCUCAUCAUCAUUAAUAUCAUCAUCAUGGUUGUAUCUUGUUAUAUUGGUAAUUAACUGAAAGUGUGUAUGAAAGUUAUUAGAUGUUUUGAAACUUAUUACCAGUCCAUAUGCAGAGUAAGAACUACAGAAGUAAAAGAAGAGUGAUGUUAAAUCAUCAUCAGCCCCUCAAACCAAAUCCCUACAUGCACUUCACAACCAGGUAUUGAUGUGAUCAACUAGCAUGUAUUAACCCUUUUCAUGAGCUGUUAGAUCUGUGAAUGAGACAUGAUGCUGAGCUCAAACAUGAGACACAUUUACAUAGAGACAUACACCACACACUAUCAUCGUGAAGUAUAAUUAUUUUUUAUCUGUCAUUAAUUACUUGGUGCCUUAUCUGUUAUCUGUCCCUCCCUGAAUCCGCCAUAGAGGAUAAAAUCAGUCACCUCCCUCA